Molecule: messenger RNA, 1531 nt
Organism: Megachile rotundata (alfalfa leafcutting bee)
Lineage: Eukaryota; Metazoa; Arthropoda; Insecta; Hymenoptera; Megachilidae
Product: major royal jelly protein 9-like
Cellular component (GO): extracellular region
Source: RefSeq, a predicted model, not a curated record
ACGGGUCACAUCGCGUAUUCGUCUGCUCGCGUUCUUCGCGUGAAAAACAGUGUAUUCGAUCGAUAAGAAGAAAAGAAAGUAGAAAGAGCAUCUAUAAAAUAUGCGGACAUCGUGGUUGACGCUAUUAUGUUUCGGUGGAAUUUCUCUCGACGAUACGCUCGCGUUUUCGAAGAAAGAUACGAUGAAAGUGAUUCGCGAAUGGAAGUAUAUCGAUUACUCGUACCCGACCAAGGAACAAAAAGAAUCUGCCAUUAAGUCCGGCGAGUACAAUCACAGUAACUGUUUUCCCAUAGAUGUCGAUCAAUGGCACGAGAAAACAUUCGUGACCGUGAUCAGGGACGUAGGUGUACCCUCCUCUUUGAACGUCGUAUCGAAGAAAGUCGGCGAUGGCGGUCCUUUACUCUUGCCGUACCCUAAUUGGAGUUGGACGAAAACCGACACUUGCGACGGAAUUAUAAGCGUUUACAGAGUCGCGAUCGAUAGGUGCGACAGACUGUGGGUCAUAGACAACGGUAUCAUCGGUUCGAACAGAAUUUGUCCGGCAAAGUUGCUCGCCUUCCAUUUACCGACUUCGCGGUUGCUGGAAAAAGUCACGAUACCUGACAAGGUCGCGAGGAACUCUACUACGGGAAAUGGCCUGUUGAUAACGCCGAUUGUUGAAACUUACGGUCAGCGCUGCGAAAUAACCAAGGUGUACAUCUCAGACGUCGAAGGUUACGGUAUAAUAGUGUACGAUGGAUUAGCUUUUCGACGGUUAACUUCGGCAGCGGUGGUUUACGAUCCUAAAGCGACAAACUAUACGAUCAAGGGACAGAGUUUCGCGUUGAAAGACGGCCCUGUAGGAAUGGCCUUCUCUCCUUUCACGAAGAAUCUUUACUACAGUCCAAUGUCCAGUUACGAUAUGAAUAUACUUCAUACUCGAUCGGUUUUCGCACCAGGACAUUCGAAUUAUCGAUUCUCGGAGAAUAAGCAUAUUUUACCGACCCAGGCGAGCGCUAAAGCCAUGUCCAGUAGCGGAAUUCUGUUCUUCGGACUGGUAAAUAGCACGUCGAUCGGUUGCUGGAACGAAUCGAAAUUACUUAAAAGGAAAAACUUUGAUUUUGUUGCCGUUAACGAUCAGACUCUACAGUUCACCAGCGGCAUGAAAGUGAAGAAUCGUCGUGGACGGGAAGAAUUGUGGGCGUUGUCUAACCGAUAUCAAAAAAUAGCUACAGGAACUAUGAACUUCGAGGAAGUGAAUUUUCGAAUAUUGACAGGACACGUAAACAGAUUAAUCGAGGGUACUCUUUGCCAGGCGAAAUAUUAGAAUACUAACCUAAAUAGUUUCCACCCGUGUUCGACGAUCGGUCUGAUAAACAGUUAUCUCGUCCGUUGGCUGCGGCUUCCUUUCUUUGCACCUGCUACAACAAUUACGUACUUACCGGAACACGCGACAAGUUUCUUGCAACUUUUUUAAAUCGUUAUAAAUUCCAUAAGAUACCCCUGGAAAUGAUAUUAUACAUAUAGGAAUAAGAUGAAAUAAAAGAAAUUU